AUGUCUAAAAAGCGAGUCAAGCUUUCGGAGCAAGAAGAUGUCGUAACUCAGCAACAACGAGAAGAAAAUGUUGAGGAUUUAGAAGAUGAAAAUAAUCAUGAGGAACUGGAUCAAGAAAACUAUGAGGAUCAUAUGGAAGAAUCCAUUCCCGAGGAUCAUGAUACGUUUGUUCCCAUUCAUUUAAAUCCGAUAGAAUUAUUACAAGAAAUGAAUGACGAUGAUGGUGAGGACAACAAUGAACAGCAGGAGCAGCAAACAAUAAUUGCGGACCAAGAUGAGGAACUACACUCUGCAGGAACUGAAAAUUCAAAAAAGAGAAAACGAAAGAAAAAGAAGCCAUCUCAGAAAUCUAAUCAAUCAAAUCAACAAGCAAAUAUCAAUGAGGAACAUGAUGAACAACAUUAUCAAAAAGCAUUUUAUAUUGUGGAUGAACAAACAGUAAAGAAAAUUGGUUGGCAACCUCCCGAGAAGGAAUGGCUUAAAUCAUUUUUCAGUCAUGAUUUAAAGAAGACCUCUGACAAUGCUCAAGUUACUCCUCAAGAAUCAUCUGAUCCCAUGCAACACGAUGAAGAAGAAAACUUGGACGAUGAAUUGGACAAUGAAGCACAACGUUAUUUAUUGAAUGUUCGAUAUGAAGCACAAAAUUAUUGUGCCAAGACAGUAGUAGCAACCAAUAUUGAUUCUAAACAAUUUGAGAAAAAUCGGACAAGUAUUAGAGAUUUGGAUUCAUCACUGUAUGGAGCUCUCCAUUUAUUUGAUGCGUUUAUGGGAACCAGUGACACCAAUCAAUCUCCAAUUCUUAUUACAAAACAAUGGGAACAUCAAUUCUUAACAAAUUUUACCAAGACGAGAGAACAUGUUCAGCUUGAACUCGACAAGAAAUUAAGAUCAAAGGGCUCAUCAUCCAGUACCUCUCAAAAGUCUAAUGAAUUCUCCAAAUGUCCUCGGCUCAAUGGAAAUUAUGAUGAGUGGAAAACGUAUUGUCUCGGGGAGGAGAAUGUUUAUGUUUUAUGGGAGCGAAUGAUCAACAAACAGGCACAACAUAACAAUCCAGAAACCAUCAAAAAGAAGAAGAAAAAUCGUAGAGGAAGAAAACGAGGAGGUACUCAAGCAAAUAAGGUAACCACUGAAGCAACAGUCACUACCAUCACAAGUGAGACCAUGUCUGAUUCGGGUGAGGGUGAGGAGGUGGAUGAAAAACACGACCAAGAACAAGCAGCAGUUGACCUUUCAACGAGUGACAUGACUACAGAACAACAACUGGAGAGCACUCGAGCAAUGCCAACAACAACAACAACAGCGGAGAAACAUACUCAACAGGGAGAUUCAGCAACACCACCACAAUGUUCACAGUCUUCUAACCAGGGUCACAGGCCCACUCAAAAUUUGCUUCUCAGCUAUUUGGACUAUGUCACUACACAUGCUCUAUUCAACAAGAUGAUUCAUUGGACAGUGAGUAAUUUUCAUAAUAAUUCCUUAUUGCGACGAGUUCCAACUAAGGCUAGUUCCCUUUUCACACCAUCCGAUGAACAUGAGGAUGAAACCCAUGAAGAUCAUGAAGAAACUCCUACACACGAAACGGGUGUUGCUUCCGAACAACAAAAGCAACAAUGGAUUACAGAUUAUUUACUUGUGCAAAGUAAGGAAUCCAAUAAUGUGUUACGAUGCGACUGGUUGUAUCACUUGUUACUUGCCAUUGAUAAACCUCCAAAUGACACGAUUGGAGCGAACAUGAAUCAAUUACUGGUUUGGAUUCUCGAAAAUUUCUCUCAUUUUACGCCACAAGAGAAAGAAGAAUUCACAAAAAUUGUUCUCAUUGUGAUCAAAUAUUUUGGACAAGGAAAUCCAAACAUUAUUACGUAUAGUGACGAUAACGUCAAUGGUUCAAAGAAAUCUCUCACUGUCUAG
Naegleria lovaniensis is the source of this 1908-nucleotide messenger RNA. RefSeq lists its product as uncharacterized. The transcript has a single exon. Bases 1 to 1908 code for a protein of 635 amino acids. NCBI's taxonomy places the organism in Eukaryota, Heterolobosea, Eutetramitea, Acrasida, Naegleriidae. Gene Ontology annotation, biological process: spliceosomal snRNP assembly. The record is from RefSeq and is a predicted model, not a curated record.